Messenger RNA from Dicentrarchus labrax (European seabass), 801 nucleotides. Its product is annotated as prolyl 4-hydroxylase subunit alpha-3. Lineage: Eukaryota; Metazoa; Chordata; Actinopteri; Moronidae. The transcript has 3 exons. Gene Ontology annotation, cellular component: endoplasmic reticulum. Gene Ontology annotation, molecular function: protein binding; procollagen-proline 4-dioxygenase activity. The coding region runs from base 1 to 465 and encodes 154 amino acids. The record is from RefSeq and is a predicted model, not a curated record.
AUGGCAAACCCGCUGGUGGCCUUCACUCUGAUCAAGCGGCUGCAUUCAGAGUGGCUGAAUGUUGUCUACAGCAAUGAAGCCCUGGAAAACGCACAAGCCCUCAGGUCCAGUUACGAGGAGGAAGAGGCAGAUCUGCCCAAACUGGAAGACCUCCAGGGGGCCGCUAAGGGGCUGAUGAGGCUGCAGGACGUGUAUGCUCUUCAAGUUGCGAGCCUCGUAAGGGGACGUUUCCAGAGAGUCACUAAUGGCAAGCCCAUUGAUAUCUACCUGCCUACAGUGUCUGUCCCUUUGUGUGAUGAUGACUGCUUUCUGGUUGGAAAGGUGGCCUACGAGCAAGAAGACUACUACCACUCGGUGCAGUGGUUGGAGGAGUCGGUGCAUCUCUUCAGGGGAACAGGACACGAGUGGAGCCCAGAGAAUGAGGGAACUUUGGAGGAUGGAUGGAUGGAUCCUUGGCCCCAUUGAAACACAGCCAAUUCAACUGACAUCCUGUAUAUACACACAAAAGUGUGUAUUUAGUUCACUGUAAUGCAAAUUAUUUUUCUGGACUCUUUUACCUGCCAAGAUAAGCAGGCUUUUUCUUUUAAAACACAGUUUCAACUGAUUAACGAGUAACCAGAAUCACGCCUCCCUACGCCUACGAUCUGUGGGGGGGUGGAACUAUGACUGUUGUUUGUGCUUAUGCACCAAACAGCAGUGCAGAAUAUUCAGCCUUCUUGGAGACCCUGAAUGAAGUCCUGUAUAGGGCUCCAGUAGGGGACUCCAUUGUUCUCCUGGGAGACUUCAACGCACAUGUGGGCA